GCUCAUUCCCCCAAACAAAUCACAUCACCAACCACCAAACUUUGAGGAGGAUCAAUGAACAUGUCCCAACUUCUUCUUUCUCAAAGUGUUCUCUUCUUCCUCCUCUGCAUCUCUUGCUCUGUCUCCCCUCUAAACCUCCAUGGAGAUCAGAUCAUCGGCAGCUCAUCACGACCUGCAGACCCAUCUCCACUUCCCGGCAGCUUCCUCUUCGGAACUUCCUCUUCAUCUUACCAGUUUGAAGGAGCUUACAAUAGUGAUGGGAAGGGUCCGAGUAACUGGGAUGUUUACUCUCACAAAGAAGGAAACAUAAUAGUGGACGGAAGUAAUGGAGACGUUGCUGUGGACCACUAUCACCGUUAUCUGGAAGACAUAGGAUUAAUGGUGGGCCUCGGGGUGAACAGCUAUCGGUUCUCAAUUUCAUGGGCACGAAUUCUACCCAAAGGGAGAUUUGGAGGCAUAAAUAUGGAUGGAAUUGACUACUACAACAAGCUCAUUGACGCUCUCCUGUCAAGAGGUAUUCAACCAUUUGUGACAUUGAAUCACUUUGAUAUCCCACAAGAACUUGAAGACAGAUAUGGAGGUUGGCUCAGUCCUCUCUCCAGACUGGAUUUCCGAUACUUCGCGGAUAUAUGUUUCAAAUACUUUGGUGAUCGGGUGAAGCACUGGAUCACCUUCAAUGAGCCGAACCUCCUGACUAUUCUCGGGUACCGGAAAGGUGAAUUCCCACCUUCCCGUUGCUCCAGCCAGUUCGGAAACUGCACUACUGGUGAUUCAGACAAGGAGCCAUUCAUAGUAGCCCACAACUUAAUCUUAUCCCAUGCAGCUGCAGCUUACACAUACAGGAAAAAGUAUCAGAAAGCUCAAAAAGGUACCAUCGGAAUCGUGUUACAUGCAGCAUGGUUUGAGCCAAUCAGCGACUCUGUAGAAGAUAAAUUAGCCUCUGAGAGAGCUUUGUCGUUCUUUAUGAAUUGGUUUUUGGACCCGAUAAUAUUUGGUAGAUACCCGAGAGAGAUGGUCGAGAUACUGGGCAAUACUUUGCCUCAAUUCUCAGGAAAGCAGCUGGAGAAAUUACGGAGAAGCGGUUUGGAUUUUAUUGGGGUAAACCACUACACGAGUCACUACGUCCAAGAUUGCCUCUUCUCUGACUGUAAUGAGCCCGGAAAAGGAGCAACUUGGUCUGAAGGUUAUUACUGGCAGACCUCAAUUGGGCAAACCACCAACUUGCCGUGGCUAAAUAUAUUCCCCGAAGGGAUGGAGAAAAUGGUCAACUAUAUCAAGGAGAGAUAUAACAAUACACCGAUUUAUAUUACAGAGAAUGGUCUUGGUGAAUUGGAGGACCCGAAACUCAGGAAGGACGUAUCUCUUCAAGAUGUGAAAAGAGUGGAGUAUAUGGAGGGGCACCUAAAUUCUCUUAUUAAAGCUGUGAGGAAUGGAGCGGAUGUGAGGGGCUACUUUGCAUGGUCCCUGCUUGACAAUUUCGAGUGGAACUUCGGGUACACAGUUAGGUUUGGGCUUCACCACGUGGACUACAAGACGAUGAUGCGAACUCCCAGACUAUCAGCGAGUUGGUAUAGAGAGUUCAUCACAAAACACAAGAAGAUGCAUAUGGUCACAUCUUCAGAUAACCUGGAAAAGAGCUGGUACUAGACAACUCAUCGCGUUACUUGUCUUACCAGCAGUAGCAAAGGCCAAAAGGUUAAAUACUUAAUGGGUAGUUAACGUGGUAGAGAGCAAAUACGAGCAUGGAUAAGUUUACUUGGUCGUCUUUAGAUCGAGAAGACGGUUAUCAUAAAGCUCAAGUGUGAUGUAGAGUGUGGUGUAGAGGCAUAUGAAUAUCUAUCACCAGAUAUGUAUGUUCUACUUAAAGCUAAGCUUCUAAUUUCAUGAAACUAUGACCAGUCUUCUGGCUUAAUUUCUCAUUUCUGGUCUUCAAGAUAUGAAGAUCUAUUUUCUAUAUAUAUGAAAAAGAUGAAGCCACUUCGUGUGUUUUCACAAUGUGUGUUUUCACACAUACUAAUAAUAGAGAGACAAUUUGUGCC
Molecule: messenger RNA, 2039 nt
Organism: Punica granatum (pomegranate)
Lineage: Eukaryota; Viridiplantae; Streptophyta; Magnoliopsida; Myrtales; Lythraceae
Source: RefSeq, a predicted model, not a curated record